AUGAUUGAUCCGUUUAAGGAUAAAUUUGCCUAUUUCAAAAACAACAUUCAGACUGCUGAAGACAAGGAGGAAUUUGACGCCAGUCAAUAUUACUAUAACCGUGAUGAAUUCUCAAGUUCUAAAGGUCCAGUCAGCAGCAACAAUGGAUUAAGCAGCAGUGGAGGGCCGCAUUUAAAUCUUUCGUCCUUUCACUCUAUGGGUAGCGAUCUUGGUGUCGGAGCCAUCGACACAGACGCUUCUGAUGCCGCUAUGGCGCAAUUGCAGGGAUCAUACUCAGGAUACAGUAGCAGUUUGAUGGCGUCUGGGUCUAGCUCGUUUCUCGGUGGCUCCGGAAUAGGCCGCGUGCAAGUGGGCGGAGGUGCAAUUCCGCCUUCACAUGAAUUACAUCGCUUAAAUUCCGGUGUGUUAGUGUACAAAGGCUCUUGUGUAUGGUGUCGGCUAAUCUCUGCCAUUAACAUCGCUGAUAUUUGUGUAGGACGGAGUUUUCAAUUACAGGCGGAGAACAAAGCACCUGACAUGUCUGAAUUUCCUGCUUUAGGAUCUAGAAUGGGAUCUUUGUCACUGGACACGACUUUCGAAGGCACAGUAGCCGACCGUAUGCGAACACAACCGUCUGAAUUUGUCAUACAGAAAGAAGAUUUCCCAGCAUUAUCGACAUUUGGACCAGUUUCUAGUGAGAGGAGUCCUAUGGGGCCAUUAGCAGAGCUUAAAAGAAAAUCGAGCUUUACUUCGUCUGCGGCAGAUGGCAUGUUAUCAUCGCGGUUGGAACAGCAAAAGGGGGGCACGUUGAUAGGAAGUCGUGCAGGUGGAGCGACAUUUUCAGCAGGCGCAGGAUCUAGUGGUAGCGUGACUUUAGGCACCGAAGCAUUUGAUCACUUUCGAGCACCUCGGCAAGAUGAAGUGACUGCAAAAGCAGAAGUGACCAACAGUGAGCUGGACCCAAACAAUCAAUACGGACUUUUGGGAAUGCUCCACACUGUGAUACGACCCGGAAAUGCUGAAUCAAAUACAAACUUGGCGAUGGGCUGUGAUCUCACGUCACUUGGAUUGAAUCUUAACUCGGCAGAACCAUUGUAUCCGACAUUUGCAUCUCCUUGGUCAGAAGAGCAGCUGACAAAAGAGCCGCAGUUUUCACUACCGAUGUGCUAUUACAAUCAGCCGCCGGUGCUUAAGACAACGCACUUAUCGAAAUUUCACCUCGAGACGCUAUUUUUUAUCUUUUACUCAAUGCCCAAAGAUGUUUUACAAGCAUACGCUGCUCAAGAACUCUAUAGUCGCGAGUGGCGAUACCACGUGGAUUUGAAGACCUGGUUAAAGCGCGCAUCUUCGGCUGACGCUGCGCUUAUAGCAAGCAACAUCAGCUCAUCAGUCGGAGGAUCCACUAAUGGUUCACCCACAGGUGCAACAAGUAACGGCACUAUCGGGUCAAUCGGUAGCGCUAUGGGCUCCAAUACGGGAUCAUCGCUCACAAAUAACUCGAUGACACCGCAGUUUCUGUACUUUGAUGCGACCACGUGGGAACGGCGUGUGUUCGCUGGAAACAUCACCUCGAUUAGUGCUGGACUUUUAAGUGAAGAAGAGAUUCGGGUCAAAUUUACUGCAUCUUCGUAA
Molecule: messenger RNA, 1611 nt
Organism: Plasmopara halstedii
Lineage: Eukaryota; Oomycota; Peronosporomycetes; Peronosporales; Peronosporaceae
Product: probable not transcription complex subunit vip2-like
Exons: 5
Coding region: 1-1611 (536 amino acids)
Biological process (GO): nuclear-transcribed mRNA poly(A) tail shortening; regulation of DNA-templated transcription
Cellular component (GO): CCR4-NOT core complex; P-body
Source: RefSeq, a predicted model, not a curated record